UAUUUGUUGUUGAGAGCUGAGUUCAUUCGUCAACGGUGAACGGUGUGCGCUACGCGUAUUCCGUAUGUGUGGCAUAGACUCGAGCCCUUAGUUCCUCGCAGAUAGCGCUUUAUUUUAUUUCGGCUUUUGCUUUAGUUUCGGAGAGUUAGCUUGUUAGCGUUAGCAUCAGCGAUCCGUCGAACAAAACAGCUGUAUAGGUGUAGAGCAAAUCUAAAAUUAGUAGAGUGGUUGGUUGUUAGUUAGUUACUGUUUUAGUUUGAUUGCGCGUCUCACCGAGAGCACCACGUGUAUUUUCUGACUGUGACUUUAUGUGGCUGUCCGCACCGGCUUACAUAUGCGAGAUCGCAAGAGCACCUUUACCAAGGAGUACAUAAAUAAUAUUUUCAACCCUUUGACGCGACCUACAAGACCGACUUCUAGACCAGACAACCACGGCACAGCUCGUGUUGCUGAAGAGCAGCGCGUAGCACUUUCCGAUACCGAAGAACAAGUCAAGAUGCUGAUGCCUAGUGCUGGAAUUACGGCCUCCACUGAGACCGACAGUCUCGUUGGGGGUUUGGGUACUCUGGGGGUCUUGGGGGCUGCGGGGGCUCUCAACGGCUCUGGGGUCCAAAAUAAGGAUACGACAUGGACUAAGCUUUUCGUAGGGGGAUUACCCUAUCACACUAGUGAUAAAUCGCUUAGAGAUCAUUUCGCUGUUUAUGGAGACAUUGAAGAGGCUGUGGUGAUUACCGAUAGACAAACUGGAAAAAGUAGAGGAUAUGGAUUUGUGAUAAUGGGCGAUAGAGCUUCAGCUGAAAGAGCAUGUAAAGACCCAAAUCCUAUUAUAGAUGGAAGAAAAGCGAAUGUAAAUUUAGCAAUAUUAGGAGCUAAACCUAGGGGAAAUGUCCCAACAGGAUUUCCAUUUCAAAGUGUGAGAGCAGGAGCGUACCCAACCCUUCUGCCGAGUCAGUACGGAGUACCGCCAGGCUAUGUUUAUCAAUCACCCUAUUUGACAGCAACGGCUCCCGGCAGCUUAGUUCCCCUCCAAGCUACUCAGUUGACACACGCAGCAGCCGUAGCAGCUGCAGCUACAUCUCAGUUUUACGAAUACCAAAAUGCGGCUGCCGUAGCUGCAGCGGCAGCAGCUCCGUAUACGGGACAGUACGCGAAUGGUUUUGAUGCUUAUACACCCUACGCUUCGUCAGCAGGUGCUGCUAGUUACAUGCCAUACACCUAUGCAGCAUUGCCUCAGACACCGGGGCUGCAAACUGCAACCGCAGGGGCUUUUGCGGGAAUCCCUUAUCAGACAGCUGCUCAGGCGCAAACUCUACAAGAAGCUAGAUUACAAUAACAAAGAUAAUUCAUAAAAUUUGCAUACAAAACGCAAAUUAUUUAGUGAUUACAGUAUAUAAUAGAUAGUGAGAAGAAAAUGUACUUAAAUCAUUUGGUAAUAAUCAUAUCAAUGCUGAAUUAGUAUCUGUUUGAUACAGAUUUUAGUAUCGGAAGAUAUUUUGAUAUGACAAUGCUAUUUUCAUUUUAUAUGGAAAAUAUUUAAAAUUUUUGAUAUUUAACGUAGAUCUGUUGAAGACUGCACCAACUGAAAAUUGCCGAGGAUAAGUUUUGCCUCUUUGAGUGUAGGUGCAAUUUUAAAUAAAUUAAUUUAUUUGUAGUAAAUAAUUCCAGUUUAGUUACCACUUAAUAAAAACGUCAAUGCUCAAUGAAAAAUAACAGACUUCAAAAUUGCUACUACUUUUGCAGAUAGUUUAAUUGUUGUACUGCAAAAGAAGUGCAAUACUUUUUGAAACUAAAUUAAGUAAAUUAUUUCAUUAGUUUUGAAAGUAUAUAGUUCUAGUCUUUUAUUAUCAAUAGUACUUAAAAGUAUAUUUUAUUAGGUAUGUAAAAUUUAUACCAAAAUAUUGACUUCGCGUCACUAAAAAAUGACGCCAGUAUUAAGUUUAAAAGGAUUGACAAUAUAAUUUGAUCUUUUAUUAAUAUUUUGGACAAUCUUGCUCCCUACAGAAAGUCAAAUAAAAUACUUGUAAAAUAUAAAAAAAAAUGUAUAAAGCACAAAAAAAAACAGUUAAUUUACUAGUACCUAUCCAAAGAAAUAUAUGUACAAUACUUAAGUCAUUUACUUUAUGUAAUAUAAAAACAAUGUAUAAUUUGUACCCAUUUUCACUGAUAUUUAUUUCUAUAUGUUAAAUUUUAUUUAUAAUAGAGGUCUCCCUACUACUUUUAAGAUCAUUUUAUACAUUAUAAAUACUUAUUUUCUCUAUUGUAACCAGUUAUCUGCGUAGACAUGUAUACACAAGUAGUAAUGCCCUGUAUAUUUCUCAGCUAGGAACCUACACUACUAGGAAAUAUGCAAGUGAGCUGUUUCACAUUUCUCAAAUAAGUUCAAAGUUUGUUCAGAUAUAUGUCGCACAUAGAUGUUUAAGCACAAUAAAAAUGUACCUUCUGAAAAUAAUUAAAAGUACACAUGUACCUAUAAUAAAAAAAAAUAGUAUAUUAUAAUGUAUUGCUUCGGUAUCCAUGUGAUUGACAAUUGUCAAAAUAUGUGUCCUAUAUCACUGUUAAAUAUUACAUGAGUGUAUAUUUAGAUAUUUAUUUAUAUAAAACUUAUACAAGAAGCUUAAAAGGGCUAGACUUAAAAUAUUCUAAAAUUCAAAUAACCUGUAUACGUAAAUUUAAGACUUUUAAAACGACGUUUGGGUAAACUAAAGGAGGUGCAUAAAAGACUUCUUUCUAGUCAUAAUAUAAAGUUUAUAUUUUGCACAAUCCGUCCAGAGAUUUUGCUUGUGCCUCAUGUGACAAUUUCUAGCCUAUUUGACGUUGAGAUCUUUAAUAUAUCUACUAUGACAAUUAUAAAAAACAAUUAUUGUAGUACCCCUAGUUGAUUGUCUACAUUAUACAAUUAUAAAUUCAGUGUUAAAUGUGGCUUUUCUGCAUGUAUGUACAAAAAAAAGGGAAAAUAUCUACUUUAAAUUAUUGUAAUUUAAAUGAUUACUGUAAAAAACGUUAAUAUUAUCUUUAGCUAGUCGAUUUAAUUAUAUCUCUUUAUAUUUUAAUUAUUUAAAAAUACUAUUUCAAUACUGG
Molecule: messenger RNA, 3078 nt
Organism: Psylliodes chrysocephalus
Lineage: Eukaryota; Metazoa; Arthropoda; Insecta; Coleoptera; Chrysomelidae
Source: the annotation of a GenBank genome assembly